GGGAUAAGUUGCAUUAGUUGGACCCUUCGCUGGACAUAGUACAACUUGCGACGGAUAUGACCGCGCGUGUAUCGUAUCCACAGCGCCUGUUCAAUCAUGCGAUUGAUUGUGGAACGAUUAGCGGCCGGCACCGUGUUUUUUCAGGCUCAAGAUACUCCGGAGGAGCCCAUGCUGCAGACGCGGCUGCCCGGCGAGGCGCAAUGGGAGAAUGUGCACUCCUUGAAAGAAGGCUGGGAGGUAUGCUUACCCGUGCGAGGCGCUCAGUAUAUGUUUCGAUUGGCCGAUAAGUUGGGGCAAGUACCUUAUGCCAAAACAUCAAUUAUAAUAUUAACGCCACCGCCAGCUCCAUCGGUUCUGGGCAUGGGUCGAAAUGUUUGCAUACUGUGGGAUUGCGAAGCUUUCCCAAGUGUCUCAACUGAUGUGACAGCACCAGAUCAGCAAUCAGACAUCCGGUAUAUCGCGAGCUGGCAACGUAUAUCGCGAACUGGCAACGUAGAAACUGAGCCGGAAAGCAGGACCACUCUGAAGUGGUGCAAUUUCACAAGUGAAAACGGCACACGGGCACUCCUGGCGGCAUUCCCACAAUUCUUGAUGAACACAGAAUACCUGAUCACACUUCAGACAGAAUCCUUUGGUGCAGGCGAAGGUCUCUCUGGAAAUGAGACUGUCAAAUCAGCCAAAUCGUCACCUGUGCGUUGGUUUACUGGUUUAGAACCACCAACUCUGCUUUCGUGCAUAGCGGGAAGCAAUGAAGUGACUCUCAGCCUUCCCAAUGAGACGGAUGCAUGCAGUGUGCUUGCAUCACUAAAGCUCAAGUCUCGAAAGUAUGUAGAAGGACGUUGUGAGGGAGUGGCAUCAUUUCAAAGAUUACAACGACGGGCCAGUGAGCAAACUCUACCCAUUGGUGAUACUGUUGCAGUGCUUGGAAUUCCGGCAGAUACAAGGUGCGGUAUAAGGAUGCACUGUAGCAUCGACCUUCGUGCGCUUGGCGCCAGUCAUUUUUACUGGGACACGUCAAAUGUCCUUGAAGUAGCAACUUUGCCAAAUCCUCCAAUAAUCCGUGGCAUGGCCAGUAAUCGCGUGUCGCAGCCACCAUGUCUCAAACUAUCUUGGUCAUGCGCUCUGGGUAUCAAGCAACAGGAACCUCCUGCUUACCAAAUCCAAAUUUACUCAUGCCAAACAGACACAUACCUGACUACAUUCACUACAUUUGCCCCAGCGCUAGACCUUUGUGCCGUUGGCUUUGAAAGUGGUGUUUCCUAUUGCACACUCCCAGGGACUUGUAGAACUGUUCGGCUUCUACGUGUACCAUCUGCUUCAGUGCCGUGCAGACUUCUAGCGCACAUCGGAAAAGCCGCUCUCGUUCUAUUAUCACCGCUUCCGCCUACCGUAUCCCUCGUUGCAAGAUCAUGCUCGGUCCUCGAUCGUGCACGCAUAUCUUGGGAUGGUGCUUUCGAUAUUUCAAAUGUUCAUCCCGCUAUGUCGCUUCUCCCUGUUGAAUUCACGCUCGAGGUAGCAUCAUCGAGAGCUCUCCGUUUUAUUGAACAAAGAGGGUGCUCGUCAGACCAAAACCAGGGACUAUCCGGCACACAGCUUGAUUCCAAAACCCAUCCAAUGGCUUGCACAUUUCAGACCAUCGCACAUAGCAGGGGAGCCUUUUGCCUCACGCAAAUUCUCUCACCAGGUCUACGGUAUUUCUUCCGUCUCCGACUGCAAACUGUCUCUGGUGUUGCAACUUCUGUUCCUGUGGAAGUUGAAACAAAACCAAAAGUGCCUGAUGCACCCAUGGUACCUCUUGGCGUGGUUUCUCAUUUUGUGUCCACGAUUGGUCAUCGGGCACCAUUCCUUCGCGUUUCCUGGGAUAAACCCCACUGUCAUGGUGCGCCGAUCAAUCGUUACCUUUUGCAAGCCCGCCGAGCAGGCGCUUUGCCUGGGACCUGGGGGAAAUGGCGUCGAAUCUAUUUAGGACCGCAACUCUCUGCAGGAGACGAGGCAACUUUAGACGCGCAAGCAACGAUUACCCAGUAUAGAGUAAAGGCCGGUUCCAUCCUUGGCUGGGGGGGUUACUCUCGCAUUCUCACGGUUGAUGCUCCAAACGGCCUUGGGUCUUGGCAAGGGCAAGUUCGCCAGAGUCUGAUAGGCAAUAUACAAGACAUUGUAGUUGACCCCAAGCCUCAGAGUCCCGGAGACAACAUUCAUGAAAUAAGGACCGCCAGGCUCAAUAGAUUCCCUAAAAAAACAUGCACGCAUGCAUCUAAUGCUCGCGUCGUUGAGUUGGAUUGGUCUGCAAAAUAUGCCCCCUCCUAUAAGAAGGAUGAUAGUUUUGCGUGCCAUGGCGAUUGCAAGCUCGUCGUUCAUGAGCUGAUACGCCGUUUCAAGAAAUGUUUUAGCUAUCCAAUAGCCACGGGUCUUUUUAAGAUUGCCAUCAUGAAUCUUAGAAGUACGACUGCCCAAUGGUACUAGUAGUAAUUGUUUCAACGCGUGUGAGACAACAGUCGAAUGUGGCAUCUAAUGCCACACACGCCCAGCAUAGAGGCCCCCGAUUUUUGUUUCUAGUGUGCAAAUUGUCCCGAACAGCUGCCGGUCUCGGAACUUGACUGACGAACCUCGUGAUUUUGUCCCAAACUUCGGGUGAAUUAAGAUGAAUAAGUUGCCCCUUUCUUGG
Messenger RNA from Pelagomonas calceolata, 2665 nucleotides. NCBI's taxonomy places the organism in Eukaryota, Pelagophyceae, Pelagomonadales, Pelagomonadaceae. The record is from the annotation of a GenBank genome assembly.